This is a messenger RNA of Pestalotiopsis fici W106-1, 2715 nucleotides long. RefSeq lists its product as uncharacterized. The record is from RefSeq and is a predicted model, not a curated record. Lineage: Eukaryota; Fungi; Ascomycota; Sordariomycetes; Amphisphaeriales; Sporocadaceae. Bases 1 to 2715 code for a protein of 904 amino acids. The transcript has 2 exons.
AUGUCGAGCAAUAUAUCAGACACCAAGGCUGGCCAGGCCGACGCGCAAACGAGUUCUUUUGCUAAAAUAUCUAAUGUGUGGGAUACAGUCAAGCCAAAUAUUGAGGGGGCCGCGAAUUCUGCUGUGCGCCGUGGCAAGGAGUGGUACCAAGUGAGUUGGCUACCUACCUCUCUGAGAGGACACAAGUUCCGCCAUACCUCUUUGGCCGAUCCGUCUUCGUCGAUACGUCUGCUGAAGAUUGAGCCGGGCCAAGCAUCAGACGUGAUCCGAGUGUCGCUACACGUGGUCAGCCUGCGCGAUAAUCCCAAGUACACUGCGCUCUCGUACAAAUGGGAGAAAGAUUCUCUGAUAAAUGGGUUUUCGGAAAGAUACCUCACAUCGCCAGAGGCUGAUGAAGGGCUCCUAGAUGCCCUAAAGCGGUAUAUGCGUAGCCCAAAGCAGGCCUAUUCCUCCAAGGCCGCCGAUGAGGGCAUCGAGAAAUUGUUUGAAGAACAAAGCGAGUCCGACGAGGAAGAGAGCGACGAGAAAGAGAGUGACGAGGAAGAGGGUGACGAGGAAGAGAGUGACGAGGAAAAUUCACCGAAGUACAUCAUCUGCGAUGGACGGAGAAAGGGAAUCCAGGCAAAUCUAUAUGAUGCUCUUGUUCAGCUGCGAAAAUCGCCCAAAGCAGAAUUCUACUGGAUGGAUGCAAUAUGCUUGGUCCAAAAGAAAUGCGAUGAAAAAAAAGCACAGCUCCGUAUUAUGGGAGAUAUUUACCGCUGUGCCGAGCUGGUUGUAGUUUGGCUUGGACAGUGCCCAAUCUUCAUAUCGCCUGGUAUCAAAACCAUGUUAUCUACCGGGAUGACCACGGUUCUUCCUUACUACCAUGGUUACGCCCAGUUAGGGCAGCAAGCGCCUCAGACGAAAUCUGUUGAUGUUAGAAAUACGUUGCUUGUAAUGAGCAUGUUCUACCUCGCGACUCGUGGCUGGUUUGGUCGGCUGUGGGUACUCCAGGAGAUCUUGCUUGCAAGAGAGGCCGUAUUCAUGUUGGGUGAGCAUCAGAUGGACCAAGGCACAGUACUAGCCGCCAUCAAUUGGAAUGGCGGCUUGCAAGAGGGCGAAGCUGUCAUGGGCGGGACUGAGGAGUUGAGAUGCCACUACGAGUCCAUGGCACGGUAUUUCACUCCACAUCGGACUGAUACGGUCUUGGGGGAGAAUAGAAACAUGGAGGGGUUGCAUGACGAUUACGGAGUCGUUGGCAACUGGUUUCUCAUCUACUACACGGUCCUCAAGUACAUCCCUACCUCUAUGCUGAGUCCGCGUCCGUUGUUCAGGCAAGGCUACCGAUGGACCUUGGAACAAUUCCUGGUCGCAUGUAACGCCAGAGACUGGGGGAAAGUGGUAGACUUUGUUAUUGGUGGGCUCUCACUCAUUCUCCCGGAAUCUCUCAAGAUCAACCAGGCAAUUCAGGUUGACGAGCCGGCGCCUCCGCCAUUACCGCCACGGCCUGGUAAUUUGGAGCAGGCCAUGGUCCGAAGGCCUCAAUCAGGGAACGUUCCGAAAGUCAACAAAGGUCGGCUGUGGUCAUCUCUAGAUGAGCACCUCGACGCCAAAGCGCCAGAGCUCUUCCUAAAUCUUGCCGCUUGUCUCCUCUCCCAACCUCAUGAGGUCGGUCUCUUAUCUGUGGCUGCCAUGUUCGGCAAUCCUCUCAGUGAAAGGCCAACAUGGAUCCCACACCCAGAACUCCCAAGAGAGCAAGGCGGAGAGGCUUUUGCUAUGCAGAGCGGGAAAGCCUUCGCCGCUUGUACGGAACUUUCGCUGGAGCCGGAGAUAUCCUCUGACGGCAGAAGCCUCUCCUUGCACGCCGCCAAACUAGACACGAUUGAGCACAAGGGUCCGCUCGUGCCACUUUUGCCAACGCCCGAGAUAGUCCUCGAAUACCUUGAGUUUGCUCUCAAGCUUCCAAAAAUCGAUCAUUUCACAGGCCAGCCCGGCAUAGUUGCUUUUGCUCACGCUUCGAUUGGAGGGUCCUGGGGUGGUCAGCAUCCACCGCCACUAGAGGCAGCAAAUGGUUUCUACUACUUCCUUGCCGAUAUCAUACGUGAUCUCAUCUCGAAGGGAAAGAAACAAGGAAAUAAAAAGCCCCAGGCUGUUCCCCCUAGGCCUGCAGCAAGUUCCCAGCCCAAUGAUACCGGAGGCCAGCAGCAGCCACCAUCACAGGAUCAAGUGGCCAAGAUUACCAAAACCUACCAGGCACUGACAAAAGCCUAUCCUGGUCAGCCGUGGCCGCCUCUCAAGAACGAAGCUUUCAGCAAAGAUCAGGAUGCCCUUUCGGGGCGAUACGCUGCAGCAGUGUCACUGGCUGUGAUGAGUGGAGGAAGACGACUUUUCAUUACUAGAGGUGGCUGCAUCGGCUUGGGACCAAAUUUGUUGAAGGAAGACGACACUGUUAUGCUCGUGCCCGGGUUUUACGUGCCUUAUAUAUUCACGAGUAUCGAUGAGCAUCUCCGUCGAAAGGCAGAGCGCUUACUGGGAAAGCUGCGGGAUAUCGAGGCCAAAGGCGGCAGUAAUAAAGAGCAAGUGGAGGGCAUGCAGGCAAAGCUGCAGGAACUCCAAGACCGAAUGGGGACACAGGACGCCUGGCGUCUUGUGGGCGAAGCCUAUGUUGGGGGGGUCAUGAGGGGCGAGGCAAUAGAAGAAAACAGGGACAGGUUUGAGAGAAUAAGCAUUGUUUAG